Messenger RNA from Didymodactylos carnosus, 560 nucleotides. The record is from the annotation of a GenBank genome assembly. Lineage: Eukaryota; Metazoa; Rotifera; Eurotatoria; Philodinida; Philodinidae.
AUGACUGAACCUAAACAUAGCGAUGAUUUUGAUUCAUCUCUCACCGAGCUACCAUCCAGUCUUCCUUUACCACAUAGUAAAUAUUCAACAAAAACGACAACAUACGGUAAAAUACGUAUUGAUUUAAAAAAUAAAUCAAGUGAACGUCUUUUAAUUGAAAAAUUAUAUGAACGGUAUAAUCCGACCAGUGAAAAAAAUCGUCAAAUCGAAGAACAAUUGUGGUCAUUUCUUGAUAAAGAUAUAAUAGACAAUAAAAAUAUCGAUUAUUUUGGUCUUGAUAAUGCACAUUAUCGCAAUUUAACAUUUGAUAAAGAUUUGAAAAUUCCACAGAACGAACAAGGUCAGCGAUUAGAUCAACAACAAUUAGAUGAAAAUAAAGUUUUGAGCAAAGAAUCACACAAGAAAAAAAAAUCGAGACAUAUUAAAAAACCAGAACAAACGGAGAAUUAUAUUGAUCAAAUGGCAUUUCCCGAAUUAAUGGAGAAAACGAAAAUCAAACAGCAGCAACAAGUACGACAAAGUGAUGCGACUAAUAAACAAUUAAAAAACGAGAAAUUUAA